This is a messenger RNA of Sodiomyces alkalinus F11, 6525 nucleotides long. RefSeq names its product transport protein sec71. Gene Ontology annotation, molecular function: guanyl-nucleotide exchange factor activity. The record is from RefSeq and is a predicted model, not a curated record. The transcript is spliced from 2 exons. NCBI's taxonomy places the organism in Eukaryota, Fungi, Ascomycota, Sordariomycetes, Glomerellales, Plectosphaerellaceae. Gene Ontology annotation, biological process: regulation of ARF protein signal transduction. Bases 389 to 6289 code for a protein of 1966 amino acids.
GCAUCGGUCGUCCUAACGUGCCAGGGGGGUCUCCAUCCUUUUUCCAGAAAUUGACGAGACCCGUUCCGGGCAUUCAUCAUUGUUGGCCAGAUUUCUAGGCUCCGAAGAAUCGACCUCUCGACCUCUCCUUGGAGCUUCUUUCGACCAUCAACGCAUCGUCCUUGACCUCUUUUUCCCUUGCCAAUGCUCUCUGGGGAAGCAUAGAUUUUUUUUUUACUGCCUUCAGUCUUUCUUUUUCUUUUUCUUCUUCCUUUACUUAAUCGUUUCCUUCCGGCUUUCUCGAUUGGAAUACCUAUCGCGUUCCUCCGCAUCCUGCAUCCAGCUCCUCUACCACGCCGCCAUCGUAAUCAACACAACGGAUGGCAGCUAGACUUCGCUGCGCUCCGCCAUGAGCUCUCUCAAGUUCCUGGUGUCCUCCUUGGAGGCCAUCGCUGCCUCCAGGGAUGCCCAACGACACAAGCAGCUAUCCGAAUCCCUCCAGAAGACCCUCGACGCAAUCAAGGAAGCCGACCCGCAGCUGCCGGACCCCGAAAUCGUCUUUGCCCCCCUCCAACUAGCCACCAAAACUGGCAACCCGCAGCUCGUCACCGGCGCCCUCGACUGCAUCGGCAAGCUCAUCUCUUACUCUCGCUUCUCCGUUGCCUCUCCCACCAGCACCGGCACUGGCACCGGCACCGGCACCGGUUCCGCCGAAGAUGAGGGUGCCGAACCCCCGCGUGCGCACCUCAUCGAGCGAGCCAUAGACACCAUUUGCGACUGCUUCCAGGGCGAAACUACCCCCGUCGAGAUCCAGCUCCAGAUUGUCAAGUCCCUCUUAGUGGCCGUCCUGAACGACAAGAUCGUCGUCCACGGCGCCGGCCUCCUCAAGGCCGUUCGCCAGGUCUACAAUGUUUUCCUCCUCUCCAGGAGUACGGCCAACCAGCAGAUGGCCCAGGGCACCCUCACCCAGAUGGUCGGCACCGUGUUCGAGAGGGUCAAGACGAGACUACAUAUGAAGGAGGCGCGCAUGAACCUGGCUAGGCUCAAGCAUAGUUCCAGCAACAUCACAUUUGACCCGACAUCAGACCAGACCGAAUCGGUCAACGGCACGGCCGAUAUUUCUGCCGAUGGUGCCGCCGACGCCAUGGAAGGAGAAGCAGACCACGGGCAUGCUGGUGAUGUUGGCGAUGUUGGUGAUGUCGGUGAUGCCGCCCAUGCAGGCGCACCUGCAGACGCACCUGCACCCGGCGAAGAAAACACGAACAACAACCUGGCAGAACCUCCCCCACAGGAACAAAACAAGAGCAAGCUCACCCUAAAGGACCUCGAGACCAGGAAGAGCUUCGACGACUCGGCUCUGGGCGACGGCCCGACCAUGGUGACCCGAUUGAAGCCCGCAAACGGCUUGCAACGGUCCGUCUCGACGCAAUCCUAUGCCUCGUCGUCCCCCGACCACCGAGAAGAAGACGACACGGCCGACACGGCCGACCUCGAUGUUGAGGACGAAGUCUAUAUCCGGGACGCCUACCUCGUCUUCCGCUCUUUCUGCAACCUCUCCACCAAGGUCCUUCCCGCCGACCAGCUCUACGACCUUCGCGGCCAGCCCAUGCGAUCCAAACUCAUCUCUCUCCACCUCAUCCACACCCUUCUGAACAAUAACAUCUCCGUCUUCACCUCGCCUCUUUGCACCAUCCGAAACACCCGAAAUAACGAGGUGACCACUUUCAUCCAAGCCAUCAAGUAUUACAUUUGCCUGAGCAUCACACGCAACGGCGCCAGCUCGGUCGAUCAAAUAUUCGACGUCUGUUGUGAGAUAUUCUGGCUCGUGCUGAAGUAUAUGAGGGAGCAGUUCAAGCUCGAAAUCGCCGUCUUUCUAAACGAAAUCUACCUUGCUCUGCUGGCGAGGCGGACGGCUCCUCUGUCCCAGAAGACUUCCGUCAUCCAUAUCCUCAAUAGGUUCUGCGCGGACCCGAGAGGCCUCGUCGAAAUCUAUCUCAACUACGACUGCGAAGGACAAGUCGACAACAUCUUCCAGACCAUCAUCGAGGACCUGUCCAGGUUCUCCACCGCCGCGGUGCCCGUAACGCCCGCGCAGGAACAGCAAUACGAAGAGAAGGCAUCCAAGAGCCCUUCGCCCGGCGAGUGGCAGCUCCGUCCCAUCCUCCCACCCCCUCUAUCCGUCGCCCAGAUCGUCCCCCACGCGGAGCCGGAAUCCGACGUCCCCAAGGAGUACGCUGUGAAGCGUGCUGCCCUGGAUGCCCUUCUCGACUCGCUAAGGUCCAUGGUGGCGUGGUCCUCUUCGGUCCGGACGGAUACGAAACCGCCAACAGAUGGACUACGACCCGACAUGGAUGGUGACAUGCGCGCCUCCGAGGAUGUGCGGCCCUCGAUCGACCCCAGCUUGAGCGAGAGUCACCAUCGCAGCGACACGCCACCUCAGCCCGCCACACCGGCAUUAGAGGAUGACCCGGCGUUUUUGGAGAAGGUCAAGCAGAGAAAGACGGCCCUCAACAAUGCCAUCAAACAGUUCAAUUUCAAGCCGAAGCGCGGGAUCGCCAUGCUCGUCAAGGAAGGCUUCAUCCCCAGCGACGGCCGCCCCCAAGACAUUGCCCGGUUCUUGCUGCACGAGGACAAGCUGGACAAGGCCCAGAUCGGCGAGUACCUCGGCGAGGGCGACCCGAAGAACAUCGAGAUCAUGCACGCUUUUGUCGACUUGAUGGACUUUACCAAAACCCGCUUCGUCGAUGCUCUGCGAACCUUCCUCCAGUCGUUCCGUCUGCCCGGCGAGGCGCAAAAGAUCGAUCGCUUCAUGUUGAAGUUUGCCAACCGCUACGUCGUGGGCAACCCGAACGCCUUCGCCAAUGCCGACACCGCCUACGUCCUCUCGUACUCGGUCAUCAUGCUGAACACGGACCUGCACAGCGACAAGGUCGUCAAGCGCAUGAGCAGGGAGGAGUUCAUCAAGAACAACCGGGGCAUCAACGACAAUGCCGACCUCCCGCCCGAGUACCUCCUGGGCAUCUAUGACGAGAUAGAAAAGAACGAAAUCGUUCUCAAGAGCGAGCGAGAAGCUGCCGCCGCCGCCGGCACGCUCCCGCCCACCUCCACCGGGCUGGCGGCGGGGCUAGGCCAGGCCCUGUCGAACAUGGGCCGCGACCUGCAGCGGGAGGCGUACGUCCAGCAGUCCGUCGAGAUCGCGUCGCGGUCCGAGCAGCUCUUCAAGAACCUCCUCAGGACGCAACGCCGCAACGCGCAGCGCGCCGGCGUCAGGUUCAUCCCGGCCACCUCGUUCCAGCACAUCGGGCCCAUGUUUGACGUGACGUGGAUGUCCUUCUUCUCCGCUCUGUCGAGCCAGAUGCAAAAGGCGCAGAACUUGGAGGUGAACAAGCUCUGCCUGGAAGGCAUGAAGCUGGCGACCCAGAUCGCCUGUCUCUUCGAGCUCUCCACCCCGCGUGAGGCCUUUGUGUCGGCGCUGCGGAAUGCGACGAACCUCAACACCCCGCAGGAUAUGCAUGCGAAGAACGUCGAGGCGCUCAAGGUGCUCCUGGAGUUGGGCCAGACCGAGGGCAACCUGCUUGGGUCCUCGUGGAAAGACGUGCUGCUGUGUAUCAGCCAGCUCGACCGGCUCCAGCUCAUCUCCGGCGGCGUGGACGAGAAUGCGAUCCCCGACGUGGCCAAUGCCCGCUUCGAGAGACGAACCACGGGCGACUCCCGGAAGUCGGUACAACAGACGACGCAGACGAACAGGAGGACUACGGGCCGCCCUCGAGCCGGGACGGGCCCCCAGGGCUUCUCGAUGGAGAUCGCCAUGGAGGCCCGGUCGGACGAGGUGGUCAAGGCGGUGGAUCGCAUCUUCGCCAACACGGCCAACCUGACGGGCGAGGCCAUCGUCCGCUUCACGCGGGCGCUGACCGAAGUCAGCUGGGACGAGAUCCGCGUGUCCGGGUCGAACGACUUCCCCCGGACGUACAGCCUGCAGAAGAUUGUCGAGAUUGCCUAUUACAACAUGACGCGCGUGCGGUUCGAAUGGACCCACAUCUGGGAGGUCAUGGGCGAGCACUUCAACCGCGUCGGCUGCCACAACAACACCAACAUCGUCUUCUUCGCCCUCGACUCGCUGCGGCAGCUGUCGAUGAACUUUCUCGAGAUCGAGGAGCUGCCUGGUUUCAAGUUCCAAAAGGACUUUUUGAAGCCGUUCGAGCACGUGCUCUCCAACGCGCAGAACGUCACCGUCAAGGAUAUGGUCUUGCGGUGUCUGAUUCAGAUGAUCCAGGCCCGCGGCGACAACAUCCGGUCCGGCUGGAGGACCAUGUUCGGCGUCUUCACGGUGGCGGCACGGGAACCGCACGAGUCGAUCGUCAACCUGGCGUACGAAAACGUCAGCCAGGUGUACCGGACCAAGUUCGGCGUGGUCAUCUCCCAGGGUGCCUUCACUGACCUGAUCGUCUGCCUGACCGAGUUCUCCAAGAACGUCAAGUUCCAGAAGAAGAGCCUGCAAGCGCUCGAGACGAUCAAGUCCAUUAUCCCCCGCAUGCUCAAGACGCCCGAGUGUCCCCUGUCGCAAAAGUCGGACCCGUCGGCUUCCAAGGAGGAGGCGGCCAAGUCGGAAGAAGCGCUCCGCAGCACGCAGUCGAGGACCUCGGUGGAGGAGGGCUACUGGUUCCCCGUGCUGUUCGCGUUCCACGACGUGCUCAUGACGGGAGAGGACCUGGAAGUGCGGUCGAACGCGCUCCAGUACUUUUUCGAGGCCCUGCUCCGGCACGGCGGCGCGUUCCCGCCCGAGUUCUGGGACAUCUUGUGGCGGCAGCAGCUGUACCCGAUCUUCAUGGUGCUCCGGUCUCGGCCGGACCUUACGAGCGCGCUGAACCACGAGGAACUCUCCGUGUGGCUGUCGACGACCAUGAUCCAGGCGCUGCGCAACAUGAUCACGCUGUUCACGCACUACUUUGGCGCGCUCGAGUACAUGCUGGACCGGUUCCUCGAGCUGCUGGCGCUCUGCAUCUGCCAGGAGAACGACACGAUCUCGCGGAUCGGCAGCAACUGCCUGCAGCAGCUCAUCCUCAAGAACGUCGGCAAGUUCACGCCGGAGCACUGGGCGAAGAUCGUCGGGGCGUUCUGCGAGCUGUUUGCGCGCACGACGGCACACCAGCUCUUCUCCCCUGCCACGAUCAACUCUACCGCCUCGCUCGAGCUGCCUUCGACCGGGUUCGAGGUGGCGGGACCCCUUAGCCCGGCGGACGAGGAGGAGCCGAUGGUGGAUGAGAAGUCGCUCAAGAUUAACGGCGUCGGCAGAAACGGAGGCGAUGCGGAGACGACGUCAUCAUCAUCGAUUAUGACGGCAGCGGCGGCGGCCGAGGAAGACGAGGCGAAGGCGGCGACGACGACGGCCGGUACUGCGGGGCCGGCAGGAGAGCAGGAUCAGCGGCAGCAGGAUCAGCAGCAGCAGGAUCAGCAGCAGCAGGAUCAGCAGCAGCAGGAUCAGCAGCAGCAGCAGCAGCAGCAGCAGCAGCAGCAGACGUCCCACUUGGAAGAUUACAAGCCGUCGUCGAAGCUCCAGCAGCAACCGGUGGUGGUGACGGCGGCGCGGCGGCGCUACUUCAACCGCAUCAUCUCGCGGUGCGUGCUGCAGCUGCUGAUGAUCGAGACGGUCAACGAGCUGUUCAGCAACGACGCGGUGUACGCGGAGAUACCGUCGCCGGAGCUCCUCCGGCUGAUGGCGCUGCUGAAGCGGUCGUACCUGUUCGCGCGGCGGUUCAACGCGGACAAGGAGCUGCGGAUGCGGCUCUGGCGCGAAGGGUUCAUGAAGCAGGCGCCCAACCUGCUGAAGCAGGAGUCCGGGGCGGCGGCGACGUACGUGGCGAUCCUGUUCCGGAUGUACGCCGACAACAGCGCCGAGCGGGCGGCGGCGCGCGGCGACAUUGAGAAGGCGCUGGUGCCGCUCUGCAAGGACAUCAUCGGCGACUUUGUGGCGCUCGAGGAGGAGAGCCAGCAGCGCAACAUUGUCGCGUGGCGGCCCGUCGUCGUGGACGUGCUGGAGGGCUACGCGGCGUUUCCGAGGGAGGCGUUCGCGGCGCAUGUGGAGGCUUUUUACCCCAUGGUCGUCGACCUUUUGGCCAAGGACCUGACGGCCGAGCUGCGGGCCGCUCUCAUCUUGGUGUUGCGGCGCGUGGGCGAGGUGGGGCUCGGCAUCGAGGGGAUGGGGAUGGGUGUGGGUCGUCGGGAGGGCGAGGGCGAGGACGAGCGGCGGAGGGAGAGUGUGGCGAGCGGGACGACGGAGAGGACGGCCGAUACGACGGCCAAGGGUGGCUGAUGGGGUGUGGUGAAGGGGGAUGGACGAAGCGGUUAGGGAAUGUCUCGUUCCUUGGCCGCCUUUAUUCGAUUUUGACCUUGUCGGAAAAGUGCGGGCUUCCCUUUUCAUUGUUACAACUGGGAACUAUUGCAUGACAGUGGAUUGGAAGGGGGGACAAAAAGGGGAGAAUGUUCGCGAUGGUGACUGGGCAAUUCUGCGUCUCCCCGACCGAGCGUCGCUACAGCAUAUGCGCGUCU